Molecule: messenger RNA, 1213 nt
Organism: Cylicocyclus nassatus
Lineage: Eukaryota; Metazoa; Nematoda; Chromadorea; Rhabditida; Strongylidae
Source: the annotation of a GenBank genome assembly
GACCACAACUUCGUUUGAUUGCGAUAACGGUACCUUGUUGUCGUAGCGUUGGAUAGUUACAGAGUGACACGUUCAAGAAGUCGCAAUGAUGAUCCUGCCAAUCUUCGCUGUACUAGUCGGGUGCGCGUUCACAGCAGUACCGCUGAUAGAUCCUAGUACCUUGAGAGAGUGCCCUUGUAACCUUUCGCGAUUAUGGUUAGAUGUGGUCGUUGCAAUUGACAGCUCAAAAGGGAUGACGGCUAUCGGAAUGACACAGGUUCUAGCAAACGUCCUGACUGUGUUUGAAGAUACUAAAAUUGCCCAGGGCGUGGGCCAGCACACUCGAGUUGGUGUGGUCACUUAUGGCGAGAAAGCAACAAUGAAAUAUGACUUGAACGAGUUCCAGUCUUAUGAGGAUGCGUCAAAGAAAAUAUGGGAAAUUGAAUGCGGCAAUGAUAUGUACCCAAACCUGAUGGAGGCACUGGUUGUAGCCAACAAACUCCUAAAUAACGGCCGCAAGCAGAACCUGAGAAAGAAUGUGAAACCAGUGAUUCUUGUCUAUGCAAGUAACUACAGAGACAAGGACUUCAAUGAUGCCAGAGAAUUGGCGGAGGAAAUCAGACGCAAUGGAACAGAUAUUGUGGCUGUGGCGUUUGAUCAAGGAGGAAAGAUAGAUGCCUUAGAAAGAAUGGUUGAGAUUGCCUCACCCGGACAUUUCUUUACCAGUCGACUUCUCUAUUUAUCAAGGUCAAUAAAGCAAGCACUCUGCGAAGUUAAUUGCUUCUGCAAAUCGCAUUGGCACCAUUACACUGCCUUGAUUGGAAGAAAAAUUAGGAAGUACGGAGUUUGCUUACAAAUCGGCGAAAAAGAUGCAAGCUGGAAGUCAGUAAGCGACUGCGGUCGGAUUUUCCAGGGAAAUUGUCAUGGUAGUGGACCGAAUAGUCCCGAAUAUGGUUUUCUCGCUCAAACCAUCGGAAAUAAAAGUCUGUCUGCUCACAACGUUGGAUUGUCUUACAAUGCGGAAAUGGACCAAUAUUAUUGGAACCAGCCUGCAGGUUCAAUACCACUUAAGUUUGAACGGGUAAGCGAGGACUGUCUGGUAUCAAGAGAAUACAUCUGUCAAACACAAACAUGUGACACGGACAAUUAUUGUGAAGACAUAUAAUGAGAUAAAUUGUGGUCUUUAACAUUUACCAACCAAAAGAAAGCACAUGAAAUAAAGCUUUCAUAGUAU